AUGAUCAGCAUUCUUCAAGGAAACCUACAUAGAAGCAGAACAGCCGAUGACCUUCUAACUCAUCUUGUAUAUGAGAAGAAGGCCGAUCUGCUACUUCUAUGUGACCAGUACCAAGAUAGAGAAGUACCAACGUGGUUUGCAGAUAGCACAGGAACUGCUGCUAUCUCGGUAAGAAAUGGAGAUAAAGUACCAGUGGAUGACCACGGAUUCGGCGCGGAAUUUGAUUGGAUCAGGAGUAGGCGGACCACUUUUGUGAGCGUCUACCUCACCCCAAAUAAGCUCAUCAAGGACUUCGAGGUUAAACUAGAAGGUCUAGAGGAAGCACUACAAGAUAUGGCGGGCGGCAUUGUGAUACCUGGCGACUUUAACGCGGAAGCGGUAAAGUGGGGUAUGCCAAAGUCGAACCCUAGGGGGAAACGGAUAAUGGAGAUGGCGGCCAGAAGAGGACUGAUAGUUCUUAAUACAGGCGCAUCAACAUUCAGACGAACCGGGCAGAGAGAGACGACACCAGAUGUCUCCUUCGCUUCAGAGAACAUGGCAGGAAAUUUCGUAAACUAG
Molecule: messenger RNA, 558 nt
Organism: Belonocnema kinseyi
Lineage: Eukaryota; Metazoa; Arthropoda; Insecta; Hymenoptera; Cynipidae
Exons: 1
Coding region: 1-558 (185 amino acids)
Molecular function (GO): catalytic activity
Source: RefSeq, a predicted model, not a curated record